This is a messenger RNA of Manis javanica (Malayan pangolin), 2067 nucleotides long. It is a transcript of the gene PFN3, whose product is annotated as profilin 3. Gene Ontology annotation, biological process: regulation of actin filament polymerization; positive regulation of actin filament bundle assembly; actin cytoskeleton organization. Gene Ontology annotation, cellular component: cytoplasm. The record is from RefSeq and is a predicted model, not a curated record. Gene Ontology annotation, molecular function: actin binding. NCBI's taxonomy places the organism in Eukaryota, Metazoa, Chordata, Mammalia, Pholidota, Manidae.
CCUCACCCCGACAGGGCACUAGGGGAGUGGGUUUCAAAGUGUGGCUCUUGGACCAUCAGCAUCCCCAAAGAUCUUGUUAGAAAUGCAUAUUCUGUGGCUACAUCCCAUACUACUUAAUCAGAAACUGAGUUGGGGCCCAGCAAUCUGUUUAACAGCUUUCCAGGUUUUGAUGCUCAUCUGAGACCCACAUCCUGGGGAUUGGAUGGUUACCAGGCAAGAGGUCUAGCUGUCCACACAGGGCAGUUUUUUGUUUUAAACCCAUUCAUACUGUGCUUGAUGAGCCAUUUAAGUUGGUUUUUGAAGGUUAUCCAGACUCUUAUGCAAUUUCCUCCUUCAGACUAACUGUAGACUUCACUAGUUCUCCUAGAGCUACUCCCUUCCCCCCAACCACAUUCUCCAGUGUAGAUAGUCUCUCUGUGACAUCACCAUGCCUCAAGUCACAAUCCCGCCCCCAUAUACAUCACACUCUGAGUCGCGAUGGGUGACUGGAAAGGCUACAUCAGUGCGGUGCUGCGGGACCAGCGUAUAGAUGACGUGGCCAUCGUGUGCCACUCGGACAGUCGCUGCGUGUGGGCGUCACGACCUGGGGGCCUGCUGGCGGCUAUCUCACCUCAGGAGGUGGGUGUGCUCACAGGGCCUGACAGGCGCACCUUUCUGCAGACGGGCCUGAGCGUGGCAGGUCGCCGCUGCUGCGUCAUCCGCGAUCACUUGCUGUUGGAGGGCGACGGAGUGCUGGACGCGCACACCAAGGGGCUGGACAGGCGUGCAGUCUGCGUGGGCCACACGCCACGUGUGCUGCUUGUGCUCAUGGGCCGACAGGGUGUGCAUGGGGGCAUCCUCAACAAGACUGUGCACAAGCUUAUCCACGGGCUAUGCAUGCAGGGCACAUAGCAGGACAGCCAGGCUGCCUGGGGCAGGGCCAAAAUAAACUCUGUACCUGGGUUUGACCGGCUCAUCUUAGGGCUGUGUGGAGGGAGUUGCAGAUGAGGAAACUGGUUUACCUUAAGAUUCUUGCAGAAGGGUUAUAUGGUAAGGCUAGGAUACAGACACAUCCCAGCCUCCUGUGCCCUACACCUGGCCCUCCCAUCCAUGUGUGCCUUGCAGAGGCCUCUGGCCUGACUCGCCAGGCCGUAGUCAAUGGGUCUAGGCACCUUCUCAGUGUCCUAAGGACACUGCAGCUGAGGAAGAGUCCCAGGGAGUGGCCUUCUCAAACUCUCUAGCUCAGGCCUUAACACACUUUCUCAAAAAAUUUUGCACAGUUCUGUGCAGAACCAACUGUAAAGGGAACCCCUUCCUACCCUUUUACACCCCUCCCCAGACACACAGGAGCUAGGAUCUGUGGCAUCAGGGAGUCAGGCGGGAGGUUGGUUCUUUUUCACCCACUCCAGUUGGCAUGAGGAAGCACCAGCAAGGGUGGUAAGCAGGUGGAGUGGGGCUGGUAGCUUGGAGAGCCUCUCUGGGGCUCUCAGGCCCAUGUAUCUCCACCAGCAUAUCUCAGAGGGGAUGGUAGGGGGACACAUGUCCAAGACCAUCUCAACCAGGCUGGGGCCCUAGAGCCUUCCUGCCCCCUUGGGGCCCAAAGGUCACAGAGAACUCCCUGAACUAGAGGGAGGAACUUUGGCAUCCCCCACCCCUUGACCCUCACCCUGCAGGCCUCAGCUCCAGGGACCCUAUGGGGAGGAGGAAUUGAAAGUUUAGGUGGGUUUAAAUGAGGCCUGGUUAUUGUCCAAAGGUAGAGGACAAAAGUGGGAGGAGGGUGGCUAGUCAUCCAGGACAUGACCUCUCUUAUUCAUUUCUACCCUCCCUGUCCCCAUUCCCUGCCCUAGUGUCACCCACAAGUCCCCACCUGUCACUUAUUUUCUGGAGCACUGAUCGUAUCCCAGAAAGAGGGAGAGAGUGAGGAAGUGAGGUGAGUCCAGAGGCAGGGAGAGAUCACAGGUCAGCCUGUUGAGGUCUGGGGAUGGAGGUGCAGAGAGCCCUCCUUGCAACUUAGCUUGGGGGUGGCCCCAGUCCCCAGGGGCUAGCUUCCAGGGAGUCUGAAUCAGGGAUUGAACUCAUUAAAGCAGG